GGGCUGAUCCCGAGCCCGGCGCACAGCGCCCACUGUAGCCUCUACCGGACGCGGACCUUGCAGGCGCUCAGCUCGGAGAAGAAGGCCCGGAAAGCCCGCUUCUACCGCAACGGGGACAGGUACUUCAAGGGUUUGGUGUACGCUAUCUCCAGUGACCGCUUCCGCUCCUUCGACGCCCUCCUGGUCGAGCUCACCCGGUCUCUGUCGGACAACGUGAACCUGCCGCAGGGUGUCCGCACCAUCUACACCAUCGAUGGCAGCAAGAAACUCACCAGUCUGGAUGAGCUGGUGGAAGGUGAAAGUUAUGUAUGUGCAUCUAACGAACCGUAUCGCAAAGUUGAUUACACCAAGAAUGUCAAUCCAAACUGGUGUGUGAACAUAAGGACUGGGUCCACUCGAUCCUUGACAUCUUUGACAUCCACAAAGAGUGAAGUGAAGGAGAGUAAAGACUUCAUUAAACCCAAAUUAGUGACUGUUAUUAGGAGUGGAGUAAAACCACGGAAAGCUGUGAGAAUUCUGCUGAAUAAGAAGACUGCUCACUCCUUCGAACAGGUCUUGACUGACAUCACAGAAGCCAUUAAGUUAGAUUCGGGUGUAGUCAAGAGACUUUGUACACUGGAUGGAAAGCAGGUGACAUGCUUGCAGGACUUCUUUGGAGAUGAUGACGUCUUCAUUGCAUGUGGGCCUGAGAAAUACCGGUAUGCUCAGGAUGACUUCGUGUUGGAUCACAGCGAGUGCCGUGUCAUGAAGUCCUCUUAUUCCCGAUCAUCUGGUAUGAGGCAUACUGGGUCCAAAAGCCCAGGACCUUCACACCGAAGCAAAUCACCUGCCUCAGUAAAGAGGGGUGGCCACUACUCCAGUGCUUAUGCUUCAGCAAAAUCCCCAGUUAAUGGAACGCCAAGCAGUCAAUUAUCCACCCCAAAAUCUACGAAGUCCUCCAGUUCUUCACCAACAAGCCCAGGCAGCUUUCGUGGACUCAAGAUCCCUCCACAUGGUGGAUCUUCUUCCAAUGUGAAUGGUGUACCUGAAUCACUCCAUUGCCAGAGCCCUGAAGGUGUGAAUGGAAGCAAGUGCUCAGGGUCAUCUACCAUUCUUGAGAAGUAUAAAGUGGGAAAGGUGAUUGGUGAUGGCAAUUUUGCUGUUGUAAAGGAGUGCGUAGAACGAUCCACAGGAAAGGAGUUUGCACUGAAGAUCAUAGACAAGGCUAAAUGCUGUGGAAAGGAACACCUGAUUGAAAAUGAAGUGUCUAUUCUGCGUCGAGUGAAGCAUCCAAAUAUCAUUAUGCUUAUAGAGGAAAUGGACACCCCAACAGAACUCUAUCUGGUGAUGGAGCUGGUCAAGGGAGGAGAUCUAUUUGAUGCUAUCACAUCUUCUACAAAAUAUACAGAGCGAGAUGGGAGUGCAAUGGUCUACAAUCUAGCCAGUGCGCUCAAAUACCUUCAUGGUCUCAACAUUGUGCACAGAGACAUCAAGCCAGAAAAUCUCUUGGUAUGUGAAUAUCCAGAUGGAACCAAGUCUUUGAAGCUAGGAGACUUUGGACUGGCAACUGUGGUUGAAGGACCUUUAUAUACUGUCUGUGGUACACCCACAUAUGUGGCUCCAGAAAUCAUUGCAGAGACAGGGUAUGGCUUAAAGGUGGAUAUUUGGGCUGCAGGUGUGAUCACAUACAUAUUAUUAUGUGGAUUUCCACCUUUUCGCAGUGAAAACAACCUUCAGGAAGACCUCUUUGAUCAGAUACUUGUUGGGAAGCUGGAAUUUCCUUCUCCCUACUGGGAUAACAUCACUGAUUCAGCCAAGGAGUUAAUUAGCCUGAUGUUACAUGUGAAUGCUGAAGCCCGAUACACAGCAGCACAGAUCCUAAGCCAUCCCUGGGUGUCAGAUGAUGCUUCCCAGGAGAAUAAUAUGCAAGCUGAAGUAACAGGUAAACUGAAGCAGCACUUUAAUAACAGCCUACCCAAGCAAAAUAACACAUCUGCUGGGGUUUCUGUCAUCAUGAACACAGCUCUAGAUAAAGAGAGUCAGAUUUUCUGCAGCAAGCGCUGUCAGGACUCUGGUAGAGCUGGAAUGGAGCAAAUUUCUGCAAUUACUGCUGCAGCUGAUGAUCCUCGUGUGGCUGGGUCCAAGACCCUCUUCCCUGCUGCUUCUGAGCCGCUCGGAUGCCCCACGCUCCCUGCCUCAGUGUCUCCCUGAGGCUGGGGAUCAGCCUGGUGCGUAGGACUGAUGAAACCAAAUCUAACUGAAGCUCCCUGCACUCCCGCCACCAUUUCUCUUCAUUUCACGCGACGGUUUGUUUUCAGUUUGCGUGCACCCUCUCGUGGCGAGCCCAAGGCAGGCUCUGUCACGGGAGACUGAUCUUCUAAUCGUGGGUGAGUGAACGUGCAUUUUGAGUGCUCUUUGCCCUUGUCCCGAGAGCAGCAGUAAGGGAAGGAUUCUGGCAACAUUAGAUGAUUUUUAAGUUAUCUGUGUUAGUUUCAUUAACUGCAUUUCACACAGUCUUGGGCUCUAAAUAGACUAACUUAUUGUGUAGCUAACCAUAUUUUUGUAAGAGCAGUGAGAUGAUGGACAGUUAUCUGGCCUCACCUCUACAAGCCGGCCCUAUUCUGUUUGUCUGAUGAGGAUUCUCAAAAAAGUAGGAGAGAAAGA
Phaethon lepturus (White-tailed tropicbird) is the source of this 2643-nucleotide messenger RNA. RefSeq names its product doublecortin-like kinase 2 (gene DCLK2). Gene Ontology annotation, molecular function: protein kinase activity; ATP binding. The record is from RefSeq and is a predicted model, not a curated record. The transcript is spliced from 17 exons. The annotation marks the transcript as partial. Gene Ontology annotation, biological process: intracellular signal transduction; protein phosphorylation. NCBI's taxonomy places the organism in Eukaryota, Metazoa, Chordata, Aves, Phaethontiformes, Phaethontidae.